AUGGUCACUAUCACAGCUGAACUGACUGCCUCAGAUUCACCUCUGACGAUCCAACAGACAACCGGAAAAAUCACAACCUUUCCCAUUGCUGAGGCGGUAACAACAAAGAGGCUUGUUUUCAAAAGCGUUCAACAGAAGUUCACAGCUGAUUUGGAGGAUUCUACAUCUGAGGGAUUCAUUAACCGAGCUAAACUCAUCAAGACGACACUUUCCAGGCACCAACAACAGCAACAACUGUUGAAGCAGCUGCGUCAACAACCCUUGCCACUCAAAGACAAAUACUACUACAACAACCCCAUCUUCCCAGAAAACAACUUCCCCUACUACCAGUACAACCACCCCAAAAACAACUACUACAGCUACUACAACUACCACAACGAAAGUCCCUCCACCAGUUGGAUUGUUUUUUUUAAACUAUAUUUUUUUCCACAGUUUGAGAUUAUCUACAGAGCUAGAUUUGGUCCUUUAUUCUUCCGCUGUUUUGUCAUUGAAUUUCGGUCGUCUGCAGUCAGAGCAAGAGCGAAUUUCACUCAAGCUGUAGUUGGGGUUGAGUUCAGAAGUAAUCUGACAUCUACUGAAGUACCAACAAGUCAAGCUGUUGAGGCAACUUUAAUCCAGGCGGCAAAUUCCAGUGUUUCCUACAAUGUCAGUUUACAAAUUGACUCAAUUCAAGUAAUAGGUGAGCCCACGAUAAUUACAACUCCAGCCCCCACUUUAAAUUCCACAAACACUGGCAAUGUGACUACCACUACAACAAGCACAAUAAAAACAACAGUGCUUACCUCUAAACCCACAACAGCACCAACUACUACUACGACUACUACUACGACUACUACUACUACUACAACUACUGCUGCCACUACUAAAGGAGUAAAAAUAAAACAGUUGAUUUUCAGAUCAGUUGGUGAGACAUUCACCACUGAUUUGCUGAACACCUCAUCUCCAGGCUUUAAACGACGAGCUUUAUUAAUAAAAACUACGCUUGAACCAUACUAUCAGCGAGCAUUUACAUCAUUCCUUUCCAUUACGGUGACAUCCUUCAGAAAUGGAUCCAUCUUUAACACCAUGGACCUUCGUUUUGUAUCUACAUCUGUUCCCGCCGACUUUGAAGUCGCUUCUGUUCUGAUGAAGGCAGCUCCCAACAUCACUGCCUUCAACAUUGACAUGAACUCCAUAACUGUGGAUGGCACAGAGUUCUCUAAUGGAGUAAGCCAGAAGAUCAGUCUUAUCACUGCAUUCUGCAUGGUUCUGACGUCGUGGCUACUAUCAAGUCAGCAAUGGCAUCUCUGCUGA
Oryzias melastigma (Indian medaka) is the source of this 1293-nucleotide messenger RNA. Its product is annotated as mucin-5AC. NCBI's taxonomy places the organism in Eukaryota, Metazoa, Chordata, Actinopteri, Beloniformes, Adrianichthyidae. The coding region runs from base 1 to 1293 and encodes 430 amino acids. The transcript has 9 exons. The record is from RefSeq and is a predicted model, not a curated record.